AUGUUGACGGAUCAGCCAAUUCCCCGUGGCGGGAAGCUCGACGAGAGACAUGAUGACGAUGUCGGGGACAAUCUGUUCGCAAUUUCACCUGUUGCGGGCCCAGUUGUCGAGGCAGCUAUCCCCGUUGUCGAAGAGCCGGCACCAAGCUCUCGGAUGCACCUGCAUCAGGCGCUUCGCCCCCACGACGGAAGAGUCACGAACACCUCCACCCGAGGCCGAGGCCGCACCGGGCGCGCCAGUUUCUCCCCAAUCAGAUCGGGCCAAGGGAAGACACCGCCGGGAGCGAAGCCACUCUCCGGCCCCCGUCGCAAGCACGUUUCCCAGCGUCGGAAUAGUCAACCUGAUGCUUCGUGCGAUUCGUCCCCGAAACCUAAGGAGCCUCCGCGGCUGGACGAGGGCGCGUUCAACAAGGCGCUCUCUGAUGCGAAAGGCAAGACUCGUGUCGAGUUGGGUGGCAAGGCUCGAAGACGCAACAUCGAGGAUGAAGCGGAGGCCAGCGAUAUGGGGGACACGCUAUGCGACGCAGUUGAUAUCGACCGUCGUGCAGACGCAGAAGACGACGACCACCCCUGUACCCGGACGAGCAGUUCCAUCGUGGCCCCCUACGUCGACCUGCCGCAGCAUCACCCCUUCAGUCAACCUCACCACCCGUUCAGCCAGCCGCUCAGCCAGCCGGUAUUCGCUCCGCGUCUCGGGGCUUCCUCCAGCGCCAGUUCCACGAGCUCCGCGCUGUUCCCUCUUAGCAACUUGAGCCCCGGUAGGAACAAUGCGAAACUCGACCCUGAACAACUGCUCAAUGCCGAUCGAAAGCGUCCCUUGAGUUCUCCAUCGAAGCGGUGCCGAACGGAGGACCACCCUGCCAGCGAAACUGUCCAGCGGAAGCACACCGGCGUGCAUUUCGAGGACCAUUCAAUGCCGCAACCGUCCCACCUCGCCGACAAGGGUGACUCGCACUCCUCCCAUCAAUCCCUCGACGAGCGAAGCUUCAAGCGUCCUCAUCCCGCAUCGCCCCUCCCCCUCAGCCGUCGAAGAGCGCCGGGCACACACGCCGCCACACUCUCGGCGGCUCCGUCACCCCAGACAUCUUCUACGACCACCCGGCACGCCACCUACCGACCCUCGUGCCCGACGGACCUCACUCGGCCUCCGUCGGGCUCCAGCCUGGCAGCGACGCCUCUCGCGCGAGAACUCCUUCCAGUUCCUGUUCCCCUCCGGGCCCGGCCACACGCGCACCAUCACGCUCCCGCCGCGUCCGCGUACCUGCCCGGGGCGGGCACGUCCCUGUCGUCGCCGCGCGCAGCGGACGCGCGGUUCGUGAACGCCGUGCCCGCGGCGGAGCGCGAGCUGCUGCAGGCGUACGUGAUGCAGCUCGUGGUGCAGACGAUGGCCCAGAACCACGGCUUCCACGAGGACAUCGUGCGGAGGCUGUGCGAGGAGACGGGGUCGUUCGCGAAGGCAGACAGGCGGCUCCUGGUCAUGCGCGAGGGUGCGAGCGAGGCACUUUACAGGUUCGACGACUCCGACGAGGAGGAGGGCGGGGAAGCGGGGACUGCGAGCGGCGUCAGCGACGCGUCGAACCGCAGGGGCUCCGAAGACGCGGCGGAGGUCGAGGGCGUGCUCAGCCAGGACAGAUGGCUGCGCGGCGAGCUCCCCCAGGCGGAGAGCACCCGGGUCGUCUCGCGGCCCCCUGCGGUGCCCCAGCGCGGACGCGUCAGCUUUGGCGGGCGCGACCAGUUGCACAUCACCCCCGUGGCGGCGGACAGCGAGUCGAGCGUGGACAUGGAGUACUCCCCUCCGAAGACUUCGCGCGCGCAUCGCCACCUCCGGAAGGGUCGGGCGGAGGAGGCGCGCGAGGUCAAUCUUAUGGAGAUGCUGUCGUACGGCAAGGAGGACUGGCGUCGGCUGGAGCGGCUAAACGGGCCUGGGGGCGCGAAGAAGGCGUUCGGAAAGGCCCUCGAGAAGCUGCUCUGA
Epithele typhae is the source of this 1971-nucleotide messenger RNA. RefSeq lists its product as uncharacterized. The record is from RefSeq and is a predicted model, not a curated record. The coding region runs from base 1 to 1971 and encodes 656 amino acids. The transcript has 6 exons. Lineage: Eukaryota; Fungi; Basidiomycota; Agaricomycetes; Polyporales; Epitheliaceae.